CCCAGUUGAAGUUGCAAGUCCCGUGAUAUACUUGAUGAAUAAAUAUACUUCUCGGGAAGCAGAGCAUCACAUUUAGACUGCGGACAGUGUUCGCAAAUUUUAUCUAUUUCUUUAACACUCACAAUGUAUCUCCGAGGGAUCCACGCGGAGGCACAUAUUCCCGCUCUACAACAACUGAUCCGGGAGAAUCCCCUGGGCAUUCUGACGACGGCAAUCAGAUCACCACAGCAUCCCUUGAUCCUAGCGAGUCAUAUUCCUUUUGUAUUAGAUGUUCCCGAGACCGCGGACGGAACAUUGUCAAAUGGAAUACUGCGGGGUCAUAUUGCAAAGCAAAAUCCGCAAGCGAAGGUGUUGAUGGAGGCGGUAGCAGCUAGAAAGGAGCAGGGUCACGAUACACUUGAGCUCUUGGAUGAAGUCUUGGUUCUCUUCAAUGGACCACACCACCACUAUGUCACGCCUAAAUUCUACGUUGAAACCAAACCAGACUCCGGGAAGGUGGUUCCUACCUGGAACUAUUCUGCGGUAGAGGUGUACGGCAAGGUCAGGGUCUACUGCAAUUCCCAGUCGGACGAGACGAGUUCCUUCUUACGGAAGCAACUCGGAGACCUGACUCAGCAAUCCGAGUCGCUGAUCAUGGGCUAUACUGGAGGAGAUAAGUCGUCGCCAUGGGAGGUGUCCGACGCGCCGUCUCCCUAUAUUGAGAUUAUGAAGAAGAAUAUCAUCGGAAUCGAGAUCAGGAUUGAUCGUUUGGGGGGGAAAUUUAAAAUGAGUCAGGAGCUUAGCAAGGGAGAUCGGGAGGGAGUCAUCAACGGCUUUGAGAAUUUGGGGACGGAGGUUGGUGAGGGAAUCGCAAAGACGGUUGGGGAACGUGGCCAGCUGAAAGACUCUCAUAAACGGGGAUGACUUGAUGCCGUUGUCCCAGGGCCCACGGCGAUUGUCAUAUAAACUUUUAAGAUAGCAAGUCCUCCACAAUCUGAAAUUGCC
Pseudogymnoascus verrucosus is the source of this 984-nucleotide messenger RNA. RefSeq lists its product as uncharacterized. Bases 124 to 903 code for a protein of 259 amino acids. Lineage: Eukaryota; Fungi; Ascomycota; Leotiomycetes; Thelebolales; Thelebolaceae. The transcript has a single exon. The record is from RefSeq and is a predicted model, not a curated record.